CAGGGACCACAGCCUGUCCCUCCUUGCCAUGACUGGUGGUUAAUCAGCAGCCCGGCCACCAUGGGAGGGCCCUGGUGGGUGGAUAAAGGCCCCACCAGGCACCGGAGGGCAGUGUCCUUCCUCCCCUGCAUCCACCCCGUGAGAGGAGCGCCAGGAUCAAGGCCCAGAUCAUGUCCCAGCUGGUGGAAUGCGUUCCCAACUUCUCAGAGGGGAACAACCAGGAGGUGAUUGACGCCAUCUCUCGCGCCGUGGCGCAGACCCCGGGCUGUGUGCUGCUGGACGUGGACGCUGGCCCCUCCACCAACCGCACGGUCUACACGUUCGUAGGGCAGCCCAAGGACGUGGUGGAGGGGGCCCUCAAUGCCGCCCGGGUUGCCUUCCAGCUCAUUGAUAUGAGGCAGCACAAAGGGGAGCACCCUCGGAUGGGCGCCCUGGACGUGUGCCCCUUCAUCCCUGUGAGGGGCGUCAGCAUGGAUGAGUGUGUGCUCUGUGCCCAGGCCUUCGGUCAGCGGCUGGCCGAGGGGCUGGGUGUGCCAGUGUACCUCUAUGGCGAGGCGGCGCGCACAGCCAGUCGCCGGACCCUGCCUGCCAUCCGGGCUGGGGAGUACGAGGCCCUCCCUGAGAAGCUCAAGCAGGCUGAGUGGGUGCCCGACUUCGGCCCCAGCUCCUUUGUCCCCAGCUGGGGGGCCACUGUCACGGGGGCACGGAAGUUCCUCAUUGCGUUCAACAUCAACCUGCUCAGCACCAAGGAGCAGGCCCACCGCAUCGCCCUCAACAUUCGGGAGCAGGGGCGUGGGAAGGACAAGCCAGGACGCCUGGAAAAGGUUCAGGGCAUUGGCUGGUACCUGGAUGAGAAGAACCUGGCCCAAGUGUCCACAAACCUCUUGGACUUUGAGGUCACAGCACUGCAUACGGUCUACGAGGAGACCUGCAGAGAAGCCCAG
Neomonachus schauinslandi (Hawaiian monk seal) is the source of this 944-nucleotide messenger RNA. Its product is annotated as formimidoyltransferase-cyclodeaminase. NCBI's taxonomy places the organism in Eukaryota, Metazoa, Chordata, Mammalia, Carnivora, Phocidae. Gene Ontology annotation, molecular function: transferase activity; folic acid binding. The transcript is spliced from 6 exons. The record is from RefSeq and is a predicted model, not a curated record. The annotation marks the transcript as partial.